Molecule: messenger RNA, 1101 nt
Organism: Marasmius oreades (fairy-ring Marasmius)
Lineage: Eukaryota; Fungi; Basidiomycota; Agaricomycetes; Agaricales; Marasmiaceae
Exons: 5
Coding region: 1-1101 (366 amino acids)
Source: RefSeq, a predicted model, not a curated record
AUGGCAGAUUCUCUCGCCCCCGUCCUUCAAUCUACUGCUCUCAACCAACCGAGGGCAUAUCUGAGUGGUCUCCCGCAUGAAGAAAUGGUAAAACUGCAAGCUCGGUUACCGAACCUUGUCGAUGUAAGGGAAGAAGCGGGAAAAGCUAUGGAAAAACUGAAGGAACCCCCACCAACAAAUGUGUCUGGUUACAAUCAAGAUGGAGAAUAUUUAGGAAUUCUGCAUCCCGCCAUUGCCUAUCAUUUCACAUUCCCCAAAUUAACCUUAUUUUCUUACUUUUGUUGUGAAGAGGAUGUACCGGACGACCUCCAGGCAAUCUGUUUGUGGGUGUUAAAGCAGAGGCUUUGGGCAUUGAAGGAGGGUCCGGAUGAACAGCUUAACCGUUCCAUGUCAGCGCAGAUCAACCUCCCACAAGAAGCAGUUCCGAUUUUCGAUGCAUGCCUGAAGUUGGAAGAAAAGCUCAAUCCAACAAACAAGGACCCCUUUUUACGAAAUCCGCAAGUCCUUAUACAUAGCCAACGAUAUUUCUCUCACUUUUUUCCUAACAGACGAGCUUACACCGACUUUGGUGCCGCCUUAGCCCGUACGAAAUCUCGAAACACAGAGGCGAAACCAAUACUGGAGAGAGUAAUAAACGACAUCGACAAGGUGACCUCCAAUGAUGCAAAAGUAAUAUCCAUUCAAGCAAAGCUUUACCUCACGCGGGUGCUUCGUCGGAUGGGCGAGUUGGAGGAAGCAAAGAAACAGUCAGUCCAUGGAAACAGGAUAUCAUUCGUUCUUCCACUUAUAACUUCACGCGUUAGCGAAACUUACCUCAUAAAAUGGUUCAAAAAGAACCCGAAUAAAGUUGGAGCAGCGGCCCUGGAGGAAUGGUUUCUGACGGAGAAUGAAGAUGAUCCGGUCUUUGAAGGGUUGGGUGGUAUGAACUGGCUACGGAAUCGAAAGAUGACUUGGAAGUCAGUGGACAGGUCGGCAAGGGCAUGUUAUUAUUGUGGAGUGAGAGAAGGCCCUACGCAGAAGAUGCUGAGGUGCGGCAAGUGUGAGCAUAUCUUUUAUUGUUCGAGGGAAUGUCAAUCCAAGGAUUAUCCAUUCCACAAGUAG